Aureobasidium pullulans EXF-150 is the source of this 1686-nucleotide messenger RNA. Its product is annotated as ENTH-domain-containing protein. Gene Ontology annotation, biological process: actin filament organization; endocytosis. Gene Ontology annotation, cellular component: clathrin vesicle coat; plasma membrane; endosome. Bases 1 to 1686 code for a protein of 561 amino acids. The record is from RefSeq and is a predicted model, not a curated record. NCBI's taxonomy places the organism in Eukaryota, Fungi, Ascomycota, Dothideomycetes, Dothideales, Saccotheciaceae. Gene Ontology annotation, molecular function: clathrin binding; phospholipid binding. The transcript has 4 exons.
AUGUCGCAAAUGCUGAGGAGCGUCAAGAAUGUCACCAAGGGAUACUCGUCAGUCCAGGUCAAAGUCAGAAAUGCGACCAGCAACGAUCCCUGGGGCCCAACAGGCACCGACAUGGCCGACAUCGCCAAGAUCACCUACAACAGUUCGACGGACUUCUAUGAAGUUAUGGAUAUGCUUGACAAGCGUCUCAACGACAAGGGCAAGAACUGGCGUCACGUCCUCAAAUCGCUCAAAGUCCUGGACUACUGUCUUCACGAGGGCUCCGAGCUGUGCGUCACUUGGGCUCGCAAGAACAUUUACAUCAUCCGCACCCUCCGCGAGUUCAUCUACCUUGACGAGGAGGGACGCGACGUGGGCCAGAACAUUCGCGUUUCUGCCAAAGAAUUGACAUCCCUCAUCAUGGACGAAGAGCGCCUGCGCGCCGAGCGUCAAAACAGACACUCAUGGAAGUCAAGAGUCACCGGUCUUGAAGACAUGUCGGGUGGAGGAGGCUAUGAGAGCGAGACACAUUCGACUCCCAGAAAACCGCGCGAGCGUACCAACAGAGUGCGCACCGAUGAUGAAGAUCUCGAAUACCGACUCGCCCUCGAGGCAAGCAAGAACGAGGCCGAGGAAGAUGCCAGACGACGUGCCCAGAAGAGCAGGGGCGGUGAGGAAGACGACGAUCUGGCCAAGGCUCUCAGACUGAGCAAGGAAGAGGAAGAAGCACGCAAGCGCGAAUUCGACGACGCAAAUGCUAGUUCGCUGUUUGAUGAUACACCGGCCCAGACACAGCAGCCCACAGGCUUCAACCAGGGCUACCAGCAACAGACAGCCGUCGACUGGUUCGGCAAUCCUAUGGCACAGCAGCAACCUCAGUCCACUGGUUAUCUGAACAACGCCUACAACCAACAGCCGCUUCAAGCUCAGCAAACCGCCUUCCCUUCGCAAGAUUAUUCAGGCUACUACCAGCAGCCUCAGCCCACCGGCUUCGACCAGUCCUUCCAGCAACAACAGCAGCCGCAACAACAGUUUCUGCAGCCUCAGGCCACUGGCUACAAUCCAUGGGCCACUCAAAUGCAGCCUCAGCAAACCCAGCCUCAGCAGCCACAGAUGACAGCCCAGCCCGGCUCCAACAAUCCAUGGGCUCUUUCUUCCCCUGCAUCACAAGAAGCCCUGCGUCCCCAAGCGACUGGCUCCAACAACCCCUUCGCCUCGUCGUUCAAUCGCCCCCAACAAACUCAACAGAGAGCACCCACUUUGUCUGCUUUGCAAGAACAAAAGACGGCAACUCAGUUCACUCAGCCCGCCUACAACCCUAUCACCAGCUACCAGGCCCCUCCACCCGCAGCUGCUCCCUUCCAACAACCCGCACAGACUGCUCAGCCCAUGGACCCCCACCGUGCACAGCUGAACGCCCUCCUUUCUUCCGGCGAAGGUCAAGACACGUUUGGCAACGUUGGCAAUAUGCGUAUUCCUGCCCAACACACUGCUCCAGGCACUUUCGUCAACAGUGCCGGUCAAGGUCUGACCAAGCUCGAAGCCUCGCGCACUGGCAACAACCCAUUCCUGCAAACUCAAUUUACCGGCAUGCCUCAACAGCAGUUCCCUGCGCAAACUGGUCCUGCUAAUGGCUAUGCAUCAUCCAAUCCUUUUGGCCAAAAACAGCAAGGUCCUCAGCAAUCUGGCAGUCUGAUCGACCUGUGA